AUGAAGUUUAUGAAACUUGGAUCUCGCCCUGAUACUUUCUACACUUCAGAAGAUUUAAGAUGUGUUUCGUCUGAAGUCUCCAGUGAUUUCACAAUCCAAGUGUCAGGAACCAAAUAUCUUCUUCACAAGUUUCCACUGCUCUCUAAAUGCUUGAGACUUCAAAGAAUGUGUUCUGAAUCUCCACAAUCAAUCCAACUUCCAGAAUUUCCAGGAGGAGUAGAAGCCUUUGAGCUCUGCGCCAAGUUCUGCUACGGAAUAACAAUAACAAUCAGCGCAUACAACAUAGUAGCAGCGAGAUGUGCAGCAGAGUAUCUGCAAAUGUCAGAGGAAGUUGAGAAAGGUAACUUGGUGUACAAGCUUGAGGUCUUUUUCAACUCCUGCGUCCUUAACGGAUGGAGAGACUCUAUAGUGACACUCCAGACCACAAAGGCUUUCCCUUUAUGGUCUGAAGAUCUUGCUAUCACCAGUAGAUGCAUUGAAGCCAUAGCUUCCAAGGUCUUGUCUCACCCAACCAAAGUGUCUCUCUCACAUAGCCAUUCUAGGCGUGUUAGGGAUGAUGAUGUCUCCUCUAACAGAGCUAGCAGAGGAUGGUGGGCUGAAGAUAUUGCAGAGUUGGGGAUAGAUCUUUAUUGGAGGACAAUGAUUGCUAUUAAAUCCGGUGGCAAAGUACCUUCAAGUCUCAUCGGUGAUGCCCUUCGAGUUUACGCCUCUAAAUGGCUUCCUUCUUUGCAAAGAAACCGGAAAUUAGUCGGUAAGCAAGCGGAUUCUGAUUCAGAUUCGGAUACAGAUUCUUCAUCAAAGCAUAGGUUGUUGUUGGAAUCCAUUAUAAGCUUGCUUCCUGCUGAGAAAGGCGCGGUUUCUUGCAGCUUCUUGCUUAAACUCUUGAAAGCAGGUAACAUCUUGAACGCCUCAGCCUCUUCCAAAAUGGAACUAGCAAGAAGAGUGGCUCUUCAGUUAGAAGAAGCAACGGUUAGCGACUUGUUGAUACCUCCAAUGUCUUACAAAUCCGAAAUGCUGUACGAUGUGGACAUUGUCGCAACUAUCUUGGAACAGUUUAUGGUUCAAGGGCAGAUUAGUCCACCAACGAGCCCUCUAAGAGGCAAAAAGGGAAUGAUGGAUAGAAGAAGAAGAUCUCGUUCCGCGGAGAAUAUUAAUCUUGAGUUUCAAGAGAGUAGGAGAUCUUCCUCUGCUUCUCAUAGCUCAAAGCUUAAAGUGGCUAAGCUUGUUGAUGGAUAUCUUCAACAGAUUGCUAGAGAUGUGAAUCUACCUCUCUCAAAGUUUGUCACUUUAGCUGAGAGUGUCCCUGAAUUCUCAAGACUUGAUCAUGAUGAUCUCUACAGAGCCAUUGACAUAUAUCUCAAGGCUCACAAGAAUCUGAAUAAAUCAGAGAGGAAGAGAGUUUGCAGAGUCUUGGACUGCAAGAAACUGUCAACGGAAGCGUGUAUGCAUGCGGCGCAGAACGAGAUGCUUCCUUUGAGAGUUGUGGUUCAAGUUCUCUUCUAUGAGCAGGCUCGAGCCGCUGCGGCUACGACCACCAACUGUGAAGGCAAAAUGACUGAACUUCCAAGCAACAUCAAAGCACUCCUUGCAGCACACAACAUUGACCCUUCUAAUCUAAACGCAGCUGCUUACAGCACGACUACAAGCAUGGCAGCACCGGAAGAUCAAUGGAGCGUCUCGGGUCUUAAAUCUCCUAAAUCAAAGCUCUCAGGUACCUUGAGAAGCAAGCUAGCUGAAGAUGAAGAGAUAGACGAGAGGUUUAUGAACCAAGACGGUGGAGGAAGAACACCAUCUCGGUUUAAAUCUUUUUGUGCAAUCCCUGGUCGGCCUAAGAAGAUGUUCAGUAAGUUUUUGUCCAUCAACAGAAACCACCCCAACGACAAAAACUGA
Messenger RNA from Microthlaspi erraticum, 1890 nucleotides. The record is from the annotation of a GenBank genome assembly. NCBI's taxonomy places the organism in Eukaryota, Viridiplantae, Streptophyta, Magnoliopsida, Brassicales, Brassicaceae.